UUGACAAGAAGAAGAAUACUGUGCUGUGCUGAUAUGGCGGGUGGUUCAAAACAACAGCAUCUAGCGAAGCUAUCGCACGAUGUUUACAACACUUUACAGACACUUGGGUGCCCUCUGGUUGAAGGUCUCUGUCUGAGGGAAGCCGAGAGCAUUCAAGAACUCCUCUGCACCCCAUCUGUUCAUCGCACUGACAUUUUAAAAUGGAUAUGUGUCAGCAUUUUUCCACGGUUAAAUGCAAAGUUCGAUGUGCUAAAGAAGAAUGAAAGAAAGACCGAUACUGAUAGUGAUGUACUCGUACACUUUGCCUAUGAAUUGAUGCUGUGUGAUCUCGACGACCUGGAUUUAAUAAAGGGUGUUGCCCCUCCACUGCGUCAGCUUCGCUUCCUAGAGCGGCUCAUGAGUCUCAUAUCUGGCCCUAUACGCAGAAAUGGCAGCAUGACCUGUCCAGAUAGCAGUGCCGUCUCCUCCGAUGGGGCUGCCUGGUGUGGUGACAAGACCCCUAAGAGGAGUGACAGGCUGCUGAGGGAGCUCAUGUCCCAGCCUCCCCUGCUCCAGGAGCUGCAGACCUCCACCCUCAGCCCCCUGUCCUCCAGCAUCAGAUGCCUCAUGUCCGCAUCGACCAAGACCUCCGCUGCUGGGGGAAAGCAGCAGUCAGUUCUUAGGAAAGUCGGUGAGUCUGAGCUGAAGGAGGCCAAAGAUCAGCUACAGUCCACCAAGAACACUUUGGAAGAACUUCAGAAAGAGUGUGAGUUCCUGGAGUCUGAUGUGUCCGUCCUCAGCUCCCCGCGGCGCUCCCCUCAGCGCCCCCCUCUGUCCCCGUGCACGCUGCGUGUGGCCGCCUCAGACCUGCAGCAGCUCAUGUCCACCUUCGGCCACAUCUACUACGACUUCAAGGGCUACUGCGAGAAGCCUCCUCCUAAACCUCCCCUCCACACAGACACCUUCCAGACUGUCGGACAGCUCCUACAGGCCAGCAAUAUGGAACUUAAGGUGUAUGAACAUUUGACAGACACCUCAUCGUCUAUGACUGAUAUUUUAAAAGAUCUGCCGACAGAAAAGUGCUUUUAUACCAGCGGGGAAAUGCAGAGCUUAACCACCAUGUUGGAAUCACUGAAGAAGAAAUACUCCAGUUUUCUCUCCACCCAUCAUAAUAAGCAAGAAGAGUAAUCUAUUGAUCUUGCAUCUAAUAGAAGCAAUGUGUUCUUUGUAAAUCAUUUCUAAGAUUUGUAUGCCUAUUUACCGAAACAUGUAUCUAGGAUAUUGAUCGAAAACAAAACAGUUUGUCUUUUUAUAUAUGUCAACUAAUAAAAUGUCUGUGUUGUA
Clupea harengus (Atlantic herring) is the source of this 1323-nucleotide messenger RNA. RefSeq names its product HAUS augmin-like complex, subunit 7 (gene haus7). The record is from RefSeq and is a predicted model, not a curated record. Gene Ontology annotation, cellular component: HAUS complex. Lineage: Eukaryota; Metazoa; Chordata; Actinopteri; Clupeiformes; Clupeidae. Gene Ontology annotation, biological process: spindle assembly; microtubule organizing center organization. Gene Ontology annotation, molecular function: microtubule minus-end binding.